AGUUGGCAUUACAAUUUUGCCACAAAAAGUUUUACGGUGUCACAUCCAAUUGUGUGUUCUGAACCCUCCUCCACAGGACGAAGGGGGACUGAGGUGUUUUGUGUGGUGAUCCAAUUUAAAGGAUAAAUAUAUUUAAUUAAGCAAAAAAGGGACAAUUAAGUGCACGUAAUGAGAGUCUUUGUGGCUCUAUUGGCAAUCUGUGCUCUGGCACGAGCUGAUAUUUCUCUAAUAUCGGCGGGAUCUCUCAAUUCUGCCAAUGACGAUGGAUACUAUUAUCCUAAACCAGCAGUUCCCUUUGAACUUCCAACUAAGCUGGAACCCGUUGUGAUCGUUCAAAAAGGAUAUGACUAUCCAAAGCCCAAAAUUCCAUUCCCACCCGUUUCAGAGUAUAAACCUGUUAGAAUUGUACCGGAAUACCUACCUCCAACCACUCCAGCUCCAAGGCCAAGUGGUUAUGUGUAUCCAAAGCCACAGGUGCCAUUCACUUUACCACCUCCAACCACACCGCGGCCACCACCAAGGCAGGUCUUCGUUCAACAAAAAGCACCAGUGGUAGAACCCCAAGGGUACUUCUACCCUAAGCCUAAGGUGCCCUUCCCGCAACCAACUGCACCAAAACCAGUGGUAAGAGGAUAUGAAUACCCUAAGCCUGUGGUGCCUUUCACCCUACCACCACCAACCACUCAGAGGAUCUACACAACUCAGAAACCUGUAACCUUACCACCUCCAACUAAAGGUUACGUGUACCCUGUGCCUAAAGUUCCUCUGACUCUACCCCCUCGUCCAGUGCCAACAACACCAAGGCCAGUUUUUACAACGCAGAAAGCUCUCCCUAUCUCCACACGAGCACCUCCUAAGCCUCUUGAGGGCUACUCAUACCCCAAACCUGUGGUUCCCUUUAAUCUACCCAGCCCAACAACUCCCAGGCCACCACCACCCCCUCCACCGCCAAGACAGGGCUACUAUUACCCCAAGCCUGAAGUGCGUCUACCUCUUCCAACAAGACCUCCACCCCCUGCGCCAACCUAUACAGCCCUCAAACCCCUACCUAUUGUCAAGCAAGGUUAUGUAUAUCCUAAACCUCCGGUGCCUUUCUCUCUUCCACCGAGGGUCUUUGUAGCUGAAAAACCUCUUCCAAUUACAACACAGCCACCUGUGUAUUUGCCUCCUGUUACAACACCGAGACCAGUGACUGUGUCCUAUUUGCCACCACCUACAACUCCUCGUCCACCCCCUCCACCUCCUCCUCGUGUUGUCGUUCAGAAAUCUCCGGUGAUUGAAGGUUACAGUUACCCACGUCCUCGAGUGCCGUUCGCCCUUCCACCACCUACACCCAGAGUGUAUACUACUGAGAAACCUGUAACGAGAACUACCCCAGUUCCAACAUACCUGCCACCAAAGCCAACACCAACAUACUUGCCGCCACCAUCCACUACCUUGCGAACUCUUCCACCUCCAGUCUACACAACUCAGAAACCCCUGCCAAUUGUGACUGAAGCCAGGACAGCUCCCCCAGCAACGUACUUACCUCCCACAACAAGAAGAGUUUAUACAACAGAGAAACCAGUUUAUUUACCACCUAGGACCACAACUCCAAGACCACCACCACCUUCACCAACUCCGACAUAUUUGCCGCCAGUUACACGACCACGAACGACACCACGACCACCUCCUCCACCCCCAAGGCCAACCCCUAGUUACCUGCCUCCUCCAACUACGAGGAGGGUAUUCACGACAGAAAAACCAGUGUAUUUACCCCCAGUUACUACAACACCUAGACCGCCACCACCAAGACCAACCCCUACAUACCUUCCACCCCCUUCAACUGUAAGAGUGCCUGUUCCAGUCUACACAACCCAGAAGCCUCUGCCAAUUGUUACAGUCGCUAGAACAGUAGCUCCAGCAUAUCUUCCACCUAGAACUACAACUCCUAGGCCUCCACCACCUAGUCCUACACCCACUUACCUUCCUCCCCCAUCAACAGUGAGGGUACCUGUUCCAGUUUACACAACCCAGAAGCCUCUGCCAAUCGUUACAGUUGCGAGAACAGUAGCCCCAGCAUAUCUACCACCUAGGACUACAACUCCUAGACCUCCUCCAUCUCCAACUCCUAGUUACUUACCACCAGUACCUAGGACUACCCGCCCUCCUCCUCCAUCCCCUACUCCAACUUACCUUCCACCUCCGACAACGAGGAGGGUAUUCACAACUGAGAAGCCAGUGUAUCUGCCGCCAGUUACCACAACACCAAGGCCUCCUCCACCAACUCCAACAUACUUGCCACCUAGAACAACCCGACCUCCUCCACCUCCUACCCCAACCUAUCUCCCGCCUACAACAACUCCAAGACCAACCCAACCUCGGACUACUCCAACACCGGAAUAUUUGCCACCUCAACCUAGUGGAUACUUCUAUCCCAAACCCGCUAUUCCCUUCGAUUUUUAAGGCAUACCCUGCAGCAGCAUUCCAAACUUUUAUCAUAUAAAAGUCAUUGCCACUCUGUGAGUGACUGUUAACGGAAAAUCAGAUGGAUAUAAUAUUUAAAGAGAAUGAUUUAAGGAACUAUAUAGAAAAUUCAAGAAAUCCCUUAUCAAGGGUCCAAAAGAUAGAAAUAAAAUCUUCAAUUAAAUUUCCCUUUGCACCACACUGCCAGAAAAUUAGAGUCCCAGUUCACUGAUUUAAUUAUAUUAUGGUUUUGUAACAAAAUUUCAACACUUAACGCGGUGAAAAUUGCUUCUAAGAGGAGUUGAUGGAAAUUAUAGACUAUUGUAAAUUGGUACCUCUGAGGUGCAAAAACAAUGAUUUCUAAAUACUCAUUCUUUUUGUGAAGAUAUAACUUAAUAAAGUAUAAAUCUUGUGGA
This is a messenger RNA of Phlebotomus papatasi, 2861 nucleotides long. RefSeq lists its product as uncharacterized. NCBI's taxonomy places the organism in Eukaryota, Metazoa, Arthropoda, Insecta, Diptera, Psychodidae. Bases 169 to 2445 code for a protein of 758 amino acids. The record is from RefSeq and is a predicted model, not a curated record. The transcript is spliced from 6 exons.